Messenger RNA from Ochotona princeps (American pika), 1380 nucleotides. Its product is annotated as transmembrane protease serine 11G-like. The transcript is spliced from 10 exons. Gene Ontology annotation, cellular component: extracellular region; plasma membrane. Bases 1 to 1380 code for a protein of 459 amino acids. Lineage: Eukaryota; Metazoa; Chordata; Mammalia; Lagomorpha; Ochotonidae. The record is from RefSeq and is a predicted model, not a curated record. Gene Ontology annotation, biological process: proteolysis. Gene Ontology annotation, molecular function: serine-type endopeptidase activity.
AUGAGGAAUGACAACCUGAGUCGUCCCAGGGUCCCCAGUGAGGAGGAUGCUCUGAGGGUCUGGCUCCUAGAGAUUUCUGUAAUUCUGAAACGCUGUAAAUCUCGCUGCUGCAAGGAUGAGGACAUCCUUCCAAGGCCAGCGAUUCUGGGCAGAAGAACAAGUACAUUGCAACCAUGGAUGAUUGCCCUUAUUAUCACAGCCAUUGUGUUGAUUUUGGCAAUAAUUAUCGGUCUCCUUGUUUAUUUUUUGGCAUAUGAUCAGAAACCUCACUAUUACAAGGUCUCCUUCCAGAUUCCCAGUAUUGAUUACAAUCCCAGUUUUUCUAUAGAGCACUCAGACAGUAGAAAUGAAAUGAAACAAAAAAUUGCUGGUGAGAUAGACAAUAUAUUUCAAAAAUCCAGUUUAAAAGAUCAUUAUAUUAAAUCUCAUGCUGUCAACUUCAGGCCAAGCAACGAUGGUUUGAAAACAGAUGUAUUGCUUAUGUUUCAAUUUCCUGCUAACAAUGUGGACUUUAUAAGAAAGCAAGCUGAUGACAUUUUACACCAGAAACUGAAUUCAAAUGAAAGUUUCUUGAAGAUAGAUACUUCAUCCCCUUACCUUGGAGAUAUCAGUGAAGUACAAGCAGAACACAUUCUGAAUAGCUGUUGUGGUAUGGGAAUGGACUAUCCCUCCAUGGAAAGAAUUGCUGAUGGUGAAAUCGCAAAGAAAGCGGAUUGGCCGUGGCAGGCCAGCCUGCAAAUGGACGGUGUCCACUUUUGUGGAGCAUCUUUGAUCAGUGAAGAGUGGCUCAUAACUGCUGCCCACUGCUUUGAUACUUACAAAAAUCCCAAACUAUGGAUGGCUAGUUUUGGAACAACCUUAAGCCCUCCACUGAUGAGAAGAAAUGUGCAAUCAAUUAUUGUUCAUGAAAAUUAUGCUGCCCACAAGCAUGAAGAUGACAUCGCUGUGGUGAAGCUCUCUACUCCCGUUCUAUAUUCCGAAGAAGUACACAGAGUCUGUCUCCCAGAUGCUGCCUUUGAAGUCUUGCCCAAGAAUAAAGUGUUUGUCACCGGAUGGGGAGCAUUAAAAGCAAACGGUCCCUUUCCCAAUGCUCUCCGACAAGUUGAGAUAGAGAUCAUAAGCAAUGAUGUGUGUAAUCAGGUUAAGGUGUAUGGUGGUGCCGUUUCAUCAGGAAUGAUAUGUGCUGGAUUCUUGACAGGAAGGCUAGAUGCUUGUGAGGGUGAUUCCGGAGGACCUCUGGUGAUUGCACGCAACAGAAACAUCUGGUAUCUCAUUGGAAUAGUGAGCUGGGGCAUAGACUGUGGGAAGAAGAACAAACCUGGACUUUACACCAAAGUGACUCAUUAUCGAGACUGGAUCAAAUCUAAAACGAACAUCUAG